CAUUUGGGCCGGGCCACCUCGCAUAAAGGCAGCCAGUGUCUUCGCCUCGCGCCCACGAGCGAGAGGUCCGCGGCGAUGGAGUCGCUACGCGUGGCCAAGGUGGCCCAGUGCCUGGCCCUGUGCGCCCUGGUGCUCACCCUCGUCGCGCUGCUCCCCGCGCCCCACGGCAUGGUAUCCCCGAGCUCGGAGGCCGUCAAGCGCUUCAGGCGAUACCUAGUCAGCGUCCCACCAAACUCCAUCGUCAAUUUCACUGGCUGGCAACAGACCUACGUUCCCCUCGGCGUGGCACUAUUCGGGAGGAACCCAUACCUUUUAAAUUUCGGCUGAGCCAUUCAAAGCAAAUAAACGCUGGAACUAGAGAAAAAUUGCGAA
Molecule: messenger RNA, 372 nt
Organism: Frankliniella occidentalis (western flower thrips)
Lineage: Eukaryota; Metazoa; Arthropoda; Insecta; Thysanoptera; Thripidae
Exons: 3
Coding region: 76-327 (83 amino acids)
Source: RefSeq, a predicted model, not a curated record